Molecule: messenger RNA, 4177 nt
Organism: Morone saxatilis (striped sea-bass)
Lineage: Eukaryota; Metazoa; Chordata; Actinopteri; Moronidae
Gene: ssh2b
Product: slingshot protein phosphatase 2b
Exons: 14
Coding region: 295-4029 (1244 amino acids)
Biological process (GO): actin cytoskeleton organization; negative regulation of actin filament polymerization; protein dephosphorylation
Cellular component (GO): cytoplasm
Molecular function (GO): actin binding; protein tyrosine/serine/threonine phosphatase activity
Source: RefSeq, a predicted model, not a curated record
CAGCCUGCUGCAGACAGAUCAAACAGUUCCCCUGAGCAGAUGUUUUGAGGCACCUACCCCGCCACAGCAUGUGCUCAACAUGUCAAUAUCUUUACCGUUUCUCAAUAUAUCAUCGCCGCGCUUCUUGAAGGAUAAGUCCCUAAAACCCGCGAUGUGCGUUAAAAGCAAAGCGUCCAAGUGAGAUCUUUUUCCCAGAGCUGCUGUGUUUUCACAACUGCCCUCCACACCACAACUGAGACUUAUCGGUGCCCGCAGUCCGCUUGUUCGCGCCCUGCCGCCGCCACCAGAGGAGCGAUGCCUCCCGGUGUUGUGACCGCGCCACGGAGCUCAUCAGCCGGCUGCUUCUGCGCCUGCUGCGGGGCGAAGAUGAGACCGUAUUUCACCGAGAACUCCGUGAUCUCUCGGGGGGAAAUUUAUCAGCUCAUCAGUGAAAGUUUCCUGACAGUUAAAGGAGCUGCUCUCUUCUUACCUCGAGGAAAUGGCUCCUCCCCUUCUUCUGCCUCUCGCUUCUCACAGCUGCGCAGCAAACAUGCAGGAGACAUCCAGCAGCAUCUGCAAACCAUGUUCACGCUCCUCAGACCAGAGGACAACAUCAAACUGGCGGUUCGAUUGGAGAGCGCCCACUCUCAGAUCACCCGCUACAUGGUGGUGGUCUCAACCAAUGGUCGUCAGGACACGGAGGAGAGCGUAGUGCUGGGAAUGGAUUUCAGUCCCGUAGAUAGCUCAUGUUCUGUAGGGCUGGUUUUGCCCUUAUGGAGCGACACGUUGAUACAUCUGGACGGAGAUGGGGGUUUCAGUGUGUCAACUGAUAGCAGAAUACAUGUUUUCAAGCCUGUUUCCGUGCAGGCCAUGUGGUCGGCCCUCCAGUCACUCCAUAAAGCAUGCGAGGUGGCUCGUUGUCACAACUAUUUCCCAGGCAGCUUGUUCCUCACGUGGGUCAGCUACUAUCAAAGUAGGGUCUCCUCCGACCAGGUACGCAUCAAUGAGUGGAAUGCAAUGCAGGACGUGCAGUCACACCGUGCGGAUUCGCCUGUGCUUUUCUCUGACAUACCUACGGAAAGAGAGCUGACAGAGCGUCAGAUCAAAACCAGUUUGAAGGAGAUCAUGAUGCAGAAAGACCUUGAGAAUGUCACCUGCAAAGAGAUCCGAACAGAGUUGGAAAUGCACAUGACAUGCAACCUGCGAGAGUUCAAAGAGUUCAUCGACAAUGAGAUGAUUGUCAUUCUGGGCCAGAUGGACAGUCCUACAGAGAUCUUUGAUCAUGUCUUCUUGGGAUCUGAGUGGAAUGCAUCUAAUUUGGAGGAGUUGCAGAAUAGCGGGGUUCAGUACAUCCUGAAUGUAACGAGGGAGAUUGAUAAUUUCUUUCCUGGAGUGUUUGAGUACCACAACAUCCGUGUUUACGAUGAAGAGGCCACUGACCUGCUUGCUUAUUGGAAUGACACCUACAAGUUCAUAUCUAGAGCCAAGAAAGCUGGAUCCAAGUGCCUGGUGCACUGUAAAAUGGGUAUAAGUCGUUCUGCCGCCACAGUGAUCGCAUACGCCAUGAAGGAGCACGGCUGGGAUUUGAAAAAGGCCUUUGAUUACGUCAAGGAGCGUCGAGCUGUGACCAAACCAAACCCCUCUUUUAUGAGACAACUGGAGGAGUAUCAGGGCAUACUGCUGGCCAGCAAGCAGAGGCACAACAAACUGUGGCGUUCUCACUCUGACAGCGACCUGUCUGACAACCAUGAGCCACUGUCUAAAUCUUUCGUCCAACCGCACAGCCUGGGUCACUCCGACCCCCACAACCAGGCCAGCAGCACACCUAGUCCCUCUGUGAAAGAACUGCUGCAAUCACGGGGAACUUCAGCCAGCACUGGCAAACCGACACACUCCACUAGCCAGCCUGAUACUGGCAUCCAGUCCAAUCAAUUCAGCUCUUCUUCCUCCGAGAGGGUGGCAGCUCUAUCAGCCGAUGCCGAAGCUAGAAGUCUCGUGGCCCCUUCUCAUUCUGCGGUAGUUCAGAUCAACCAGUUGGACUCCCCAUGUCCCGAGCUGACCGCUGACUCAGUUUCUCAAUUAUCUCCCCCAUUGUCCAACGGCUUAUGUGACUCUGAGGAACAUCCCUCAUCACCUCCUCUCUCCCAGCCAUGGGCUGCCACGGUGGUGCCUGAGCUUCAAAAGACAGACAUCGUGACUGUUGCACAGAGUGUUUUAGUGGGCCAGCCUCACCCACCUCCAUCCUGUCACCACCUGCCCCUCUCCCCCGCUCCGUCCCCAACUCCAGCCUGCGUGGAUGAGGUUAUCAAACCACAGUCGUUGUCCUGUUCUCUGCCUGUGAUAAAACCGAUGCUAGUGUCGGUGCCUGAGCCCAUGACAACCCAAACACAAGGACCCCAGUGUCUGGCUGCACCAGUGCCUGUCAAAAAAACAGACUGUGACCAACAGAUGUGUGGCUUGUCUUUAGACGAUUUAGCGACCCAUCCUCCCUCCACUACUGACUCUAUCAGCUACCCCAGUGCCAUUUCACAAGACAACGAGGUGUUGUUCGGCCACAGUGCGGAUCACAUUAAUUUCUUUAGUGCCAGGGAAAAAUUCAAGGGAAUGAGUCAAGAUGGUAAAAGCUGCCAGCUGAAGAGUUGUGGCAAGGAACAGCAACCACUGCCUCAAGAGGUCUCCACUAGUGAGGGGAAGGAGGAGGAGAAAAGAAAGGAAAUGAUCAUCCCUGUGCAGGUCACAGGACUGAAGGAUGCCGUACACAUAGAGGUUUCACAUCGUGACCCUCUUAGCCAACCAGAGCCUCAGGGCCCCCAGGACCAGGAAGCAAGGAAGUCGAGGCAGGAAAUAGAGGAUGGAGAUGUUUCAUCACAGAAGGAAGCUGAGAAUGUUAAAGAGGAAGUGAAAAACAAUGAAGAGGAGGAGACCACUUCUGCUCGUCUCUACAACGAUUGGACGAGGGGAUCUGUGCGGCGUGUCACACGACAGCUUGAGCAAAGAAUGAAACAGGAGCACGAGACUCCGGUACUCUCCUCAUCUCCACCGUCCCUAUCAAGCAGCUCCUCUUGUUCUCAGCGCCGUCCACCCAGUGUACAUCCUGCGACCAUGUCUAAUCCCCAGGAUGCAUCAGUUAGCUCGCAGUCAGUUAGCAGCGUGCAGGAAGAGCUGGAGGAGGAGAAUGAGAGGGUUGGACCAGUUGAAAGAGAGAGUGGUGAUGUAGUUGAGAUGGGGGCAAAUAAUGAUAGAAGCACUAAAGGACACAAACUCCAGCCUGCUGAUAUUAGAUUGCUCUCUACCUCUUCUCCUUUCCACCGCUCCUCCCAUUCUCCCUUUGCCUCUGUGAACUUCCUGUGUUUAGAGGGCGUGACAGAGCUUGAGUCAUGCACAGACUGGGACUGCUCCACAGCGGUACCCCAUAGUGACAUUAUCAUGAGGGAGACAUGGGAGACUUUGUGCGAGCUGGGUGCCUUCCUGCAGCAGGUGAGCAUGGGCGGAGCCUGCAGGACCAGGUGUGUGGACCAGGUUUUUGGCCUCAGUGCUACCGCCACCCAAAAGCGAGUUAGCGGUGUCAAUAGGAGGGUCAGAGAGGUGGAAGCCAGGAUUCGCCAGGCAGGACUGACCCCUCCAUCCCUGCUGAAGCGCUCAGCCUCUCUGGCCAAACUGGGCUGUCUGGAGCUGCUCGCCAAUGACCUGAGUGAAUGGGAGCUCAGCCGCUCGUCUGUAGCGCCGUCCUCAGCAGAACCUCCGAUCCAUGCAGUUAGCGAUGAGUCCAAGAAGCAGCGGGUCCACAACUCUCCUUCCUCAGACACCCAGCAGCCAGAGGACUUCGGGAUUGGUGCAGAGAGUCUCACUGAAGCAGGAGAACCUUCAACACCUCCGCCAUCUCCACCGUCAAAUCCGAAUCCGCAAGCAGCACAACUCCCCUACUCUGACCAAGAGUCUCUGCAUCUUCCUGGGCUGACACUUAUGACAACAAGGCAGCAAUACGGAAGGACUCAUCCCCUGAGGAGGCUUAAGAAAAGAACUGCUAGUACCCUUUACCACACCAUGUAACCCUCACCGUGCGUGUGUGUGAGAGAGAGAGAGAGAGGAUCAUCAGAAAUGGAAAUUAAUGCAUAUGUUAGAUUUAUUCAGCAAAACAAACCAAUGCCUCUUGCCUUAAAAGAUAUGUUAAGUACUUUCUGUACAUUCUCUCCCCCCC